Aplosporella prunicola CBS 121167 is the source of this 2310-nucleotide messenger RNA. RefSeq lists its product as uncharacterized. Lineage: Eukaryota; Fungi; Ascomycota; Dothideomycetes; Botryosphaeriales; Aplosporellaceae. The record is from RefSeq and is a predicted model, not a curated record. The transcript is spliced from 2 exons. The coding region runs from base 1 to 2310 and encodes 769 amino acids.
AUGACCUCUUUCACCUACGAAAAACUUCCUCCCGAAGAGGACUCGCCAUGGAUUCGCCUCGCUCACUACAAACGUCCUCCCGCAGAUGACUCGCUAUUUAAUCGCGAUCGCUCCGCGAACUAUGUGGAAGAACCCAUCAGUCUGGAAUUGAAGGUGCAUAAACUGAACGAGUGCCCUGAGUUUUCUUUUUGGACGUACCUUUGGGGCGAACAUUCCGACCAAAAGACUAUUACGUGCAAUGGCGCCUCUUUCUCCAUCUCCGCAAGCCUCCACUCGGCCCUAUCCUUCCGCAGUGUUGACUUCUGGGACACGCAGUGGGACGAGAAUAUUACCGCGGUUUGGGCUGAGGAGCUCUGCAUCAACCACCAAGACAUCCAAGAAAAGUCUGCGCAGACAGCAUUGCGCAGUAGGAUCGCGACACGUGCCCAUUUCAAGCAUGCGUGGCUGGGUCCUUGGACCCGCGAGGUAGAGCUCGGCCUCAUAAUGACAUCGUAUAUAGAGGAACACUUGCAUCCCCGUUAUGCGUGCUUUGGUAGCAUGCCGCACCAUGCAAUUGAAAAGACGUGGAUUGACGCGUUUACUCCACUGGAUCGUCCCGGCAACCCCCAACCCAUUGAGAGGCGCGGACGCGGCGAGAAGCACUACAGCUUUUACAAUGCUCUGUUGCAAAUGUACACUGCUCCUUUAUUCACCAGCAUAUGGGCUUUGCCGGAUAUCCGUACAGCCACGGACCCCCGCGACAAAGUCUUUGCUUUACUGGAACUCACGUCCACCGACGUGGAAGCCUACGGCUUAAGAAUCGACUACGACAUCCCGCUCAGUGAGCUCUACAUUAACACCGCAUGUGCCAUCCUCUGGGAGACACGAAACCUCGACCUCCUCGAACUCAAGCACGGCCGCUCUUCCAUCCCACACUUACCCUCCUGGGCCAUCGACUGGAGCGACACGUCCGAGCAACCCAUCCCCUUCACGCAGCGCCCGGCGCACACGCGCUCUCUAGCCGGCACAACGCCACUGCACCGCCUCGUCGGCAGCCUAAUCGCACAGCCCACCGUAAACUGGGACGACGUGCUCUUCGUCGAGGGCAAAGCCCCAUCCGAGCCAUCCACCCCUUCCGACACCCUCACCUUCACAGCCAGCGGCAACCGCUCCCUCUCGCAAGUCCUCCAGCUCCCUCCAGCCCCAACCCCAACAAAACUCACCCUCACCGGCCACGCAAUUGACACCAUUGCCGCCCUCGCACCCGCUCUCAUCCCGCCCCUCCUCCCCCCUUCAACUCUCAACGCUUGGGCCAACGCCUCCCGCGCUGACCUCCUAGAACAUAACCUCCCGGCCAUAACCGUCUUCCUCGCCCACCUGGCCGCCUACCUCCGCACUCUCCGCGCUUGGCACCGCUUCGCGCUGCACCACCCCAAAACCAACAAUCCCGCGUACGAGCCCGAGCCUGAAUCCCCCUUCCUCGCCUACAUCGACACCAUCACCGCCGCCGCUUCCCCCACCCCCACCCCCACCCCCACACCCCAUCACGCCCACAACUACGCAGCCUUCCUAACCGCACAACGCCGCGCCCGCGCCCUCGUGCACAGAGACGCCCUAUCUAUCUCCCCACCCGGCCUCGCCACGCUCGCAAACCUCGACAACAGGUGCUAUGCCGACGAGCGAGAGCGCGCCGCCGUCGCGGAGGCAGAGCGCAAGGCUGCGAAAUGCGCGGGUUGGGCUAGGCGGUGGCGGGGGGUGUGGGGUGUGUUUGGGGGGAGGAGGGGGAGUGUUGGUAAUGCUGGGGAGGGAGUGGAUGAGGUCGUGGAGAAGGCGGUUGUGGAUGGUUAUGAUGACGAUGAGAAGGAGGAGGAGGAGGAGGAGAAGGAGGAAGACGACUGGAGCAGUGAGAAAAAGGGUGUGGAUUAUGAUUAUGCUUCGCGUGUGAGCAGUGAAGUAGACGAGGACGAGGACGAGUGGGACGAAGAACACAUCAAAAACAAGAGCGCCGACGCAGACAUAGACAUAUACACAGACGCCCAAGCCACCGCCUCCACAGCAGCAGCAGCGUUCGCAUCCGCGAUGCGCAUGGCGCAUCAUCGGCGGCUAGCGCGCACAGCACGGGGCCGGCUGGCGCUGGUGCCAGCUGCGGCAGAAGCAGGCGAUAGCGUCGUGCUCGUGUGUGGGGGGCGGGUGCCGUUUGUGUUGCGUGAGGUGGGUGGGGUAGGGGAAGGAGGGAAAGAGUGGAUGCUCCUAGGCGCAGCGUAUGUGCGGGGCGUCAUGGCGGGGGAGGCGUGGGAUGAGUGCGCUUGUGGGGGGUUUAGGGUUGUUUGA